GUGUGUUCCGGUUAGUGCAUAGGGUCAUGAAAAAGCCAUGACAAGUGUACUACUUCCGUCUUCUCCCCCCCAGCGGAUAUAGAGAAAUGACAGCGACUCUGCGCCCGUACCUCAACGCUGUGCGUGCCACGCUGCAGGCCGCCCUCUGUCUGGAGAACUUCUCCUCUCAGGUGGUGGAGCGCCACAACAAGCCAGAGGUGGAGGUCCGGAGCAGUAAAGAGUUGCUGCUGCAGCCAGUCAUCAUCAGUCGUAAUGACAAGGAGAAGGUUCUUAUCGAGGGCUCCAUCAACUCGGUCCGAGUCAGCAUCGCUGUCAAGCAGGCGGAUGAGAUUGAGAAGAUCCUUUGCCAUAAAUUCAUGCGCUUCAUGAUGAUGAGAGCUGAGAACUUCUUCAUCCUGAGGAGGAAACCGGUGGAGGGUUAUGACAUCAGUUUCCUCAUCACCAACUUCCACACGGAGCAGAUGUACAAGCACAAGCUGGUGGACUUCGUCAUCCACUUCAUGGAGGAGAUCGACAAGGAGAUCAGCGAGAUGAAGUUGUCUGUCAACGCCAGGGCCCGUAUCGUCGCAGAGGAGUUCCUAAAAAAUUUCUAAGAAAAUUCCCAAACAUUCCUUACGCUGAUCACGACCGUCAUCAUGGUUUCUGAGGGGUCCGCAUCACAGGACGGAGAGAGGGAGGGGCAAACAUUGUGACCAGUCAUUCGCAAUGGAAAAAAGUAAAGAUGCAUCAGACCAAUGGGGUGUUGCCCUACAUCAUUGAGGUAUCCCUGUGCUCAGAAAUAUUGAUGUUUGUACAUAAUUAAUAUUCACAGCCUCGUUUAAUUUCUGCCUUUUAGAACAAAGCAUUAAAUCAGGGUGGGUCCUUAAAAUAAAAUCCUAAUCAAUAUUAAUGAGCACAGGGAAAUGCAUGGAGAUUUCUGAUAAUUGAAACAUUUUUUUUUUUUUUAUAUAUAUAAAUAUUAUAUUCACAAUGUUUUGCUAAGUUUGUUACGACACCUGUUUCUUGUCUUAAUACACACAGAGCAGACCCUAUCAUUGAUGGAAAUGAUUGUGAUAAUAGUGCUGGCAGUGAUUAAUAAAUCCCUUUAUUGUUUGUUUUUUUGCUGUGUUAUUUUACUAUAAUAGUGUAUUGCUUGGACCUGUUUAUCUUUAUGAUGAGAUUUGACAUUACAUUCAUUAAUCAAACUAUUUACAUACUAUAGAAAUUUGGGUAAAUUUGUGGAUGAAAUGUCAGCUAGCUUGUUGGGACCUGUCAGAUGAAAUGUUUGUUUCUACGUAACAUGCCAUAGUAGAUAUAUUACAACUGUAUGAUGCAUGCGAAUGGCACCUUGUUAGCUACUACAUCAUAAAUAUCCUCAACUAUC
Messenger RNA from Salvelinus namaycush (lake trout), 1363 nucleotides. RefSeq names its product actin-related protein 2/3 complex subunit 4. NCBI's taxonomy places the organism in Eukaryota, Metazoa, Chordata, Actinopteri, Salmoniformes, Salmonidae. Gene Ontology annotation, cellular component: actin cytoskeleton; Arp2/3 protein complex. The transcript is spliced from 6 exons. Gene Ontology annotation, biological process: actin filament polymerization; Arp2/3 complex-mediated actin nucleation. Gene Ontology annotation, molecular function: actin filament binding. The record is from RefSeq and is a predicted model, not a curated record. Bases 87 to 593 code for a protein of 168 amino acids.